Molecule: messenger RNA, 1546 nt
Organism: Hipposideros armiger (great roundleaf bat)
Lineage: Eukaryota; Metazoa; Chordata; Mammalia; Chiroptera; Hipposideridae
Gene: ERFL
Product: ETS repressor factor like
Exons: 6
Coding region: 118-1212 (364 amino acids)
Biological process (GO): regulation of transcription by RNA polymerase II; cell differentiation
Cellular component (GO): nucleus
Molecular function (GO): DNA-binding transcription factor activity, RNA polymerase II-specific; sequence-specific DNA binding
Source: RefSeq, a predicted model, not a curated record
CGGGGCUCCGGGCAUCUCCCCCCUCCCCGUCCUCCGCCCCGGUGACCCCUCCCCAGGACGCCGCGGGGGCCAUGGCUACGGGACCCGAACUUUAAACACUUCUCCGGGACCGGGCGGAUGCGCAAACCUAGCAAGGCCAGCUCCACCAUGGACUGUAGCUGCGUCUCCGACCUUCUCUUCACCCCACCUGCCCUGCCGGCUCUCUGGACCCCUGGGUUUGCCUUCCCGGAUUGGGCCUACAAGCCCGAGUCGUCCCCUGGCUCGAGGCAGAUCCAGCUGUGGCACUUUAUCCUGGAGCUGCUGCGGAAGGAGGAGUACCAGGGGGUCAUCGCCUGGCAGGGGGACUACGGGGAAUUCGUCAUCAAGGACCCGGAUGAGGUGGCCCGGCUCUGGGGCGUCCGCAAGUGCAAGCCCCACAUGAACUACGACAAGCUGAGCCGGGCCCUGCGCUACUACUACAACAAGAGGAUUCUCCACAAGACCAAAGGGAAGAGGUUCACCUACAAGUUCAACUUCAGCAAAGUUGUGCUUGUCAACUACCCACUGUUGGAUGUGGCAGCAGCCACCACGGGAUCCCCACUCUUGCUGACUCCCAGUCCCUUUGCGGGGGGACCUGGGCCAGAUGCUCCUCCCCUCACCCCAGAGACCCUGCAGACCCUGUUCUCUGCCCCACGCUUGGGAGAGCCAGGGGCCCGGGCGCCCCUGUUCACCCCUGAGACGGACAAACUGCGUCUGGACAGUCCUUUCCCAUUCCUGGGCUCCGGUGCCACCAGCUACUCCAAGCCCCCGGGCUUGCUGGGUCCUUACAGCCGAGCUUUCCCGGAGUACCCCUGGAACUUUAACCCCUACCUCGCCGGCCCCUUCCCCAAGCUGCCUCCUUCUCUCUAUCCCCCCCACUUCUACCCCAACCCUCUGGCCAGCUCCCUGGGCCACCUGCCCUCGGCAGGGGCAGGGGGAGGCCCCACAACCACACCUCUCCUGGCUGCCACGGGGGAGGGCCUGGGCCCCGAGCGCCCCUCGGGCCUGGCAGCAGCCCCUCGCCUGGCACUGCCAGGGGCUGGGGGUCCAGAGGCUGCUCUGGGCGGGAAGGAGGACAGCGACUCGGAGCUGGAGAUCACGGAUGUCAGCGGCUGCAGCUCUGACAGUGAGGGCGACGAGGGCCUCCCCGUGCCCCCCAAGUCCAAGAUGGGCAAAGGGGGAGUUGGCAGCUGAGCCGGCAUGGGGUGAUGGAUUCUGCCGGGGCAGGGACCAGGGCUACCACCCGUGCAGCCUCUUCCUUCGUCUGGUCUGCCCUCGAUGUCCUGCCAGAGGCUGGGGCUCAGCCCUUGGCCCCUCCCAGGGCCGGGCACAUGGCUGUCCCUGUCUUCUUCUCCAACCCCAGGUUGGGGGUCUCACCUUCCCCUCCAGAGAGGGGAAGGAACAUGAUGGCCUCCAGCCUCCUCCCAGGCUCCAGUUUGAGGGGGGUCCCUGUCCGGCCCCACUCCUGAAGUGCAAUAUGGUGCCCAGCCUCCCCUCCCCCCUCCCCCCCACGCUGUGACCUGUGUGU